This is a messenger RNA of Eutrema salsugineum, 1078 nucleotides long. Its product is annotated as 60S ribosomal protein L2, mitochondrial. The coding region runs from base 288 to 929 and encodes 213 amino acids. NCBI's taxonomy places the organism in Eukaryota, Viridiplantae, Streptophyta, Magnoliopsida, Brassicales, Brassicaceae. The record is from RefSeq and is a predicted model, not a curated record. Gene Ontology annotation, cellular component: ribosome. Gene Ontology annotation, biological process: cytoplasmic translation. Gene Ontology annotation, molecular function: RNA binding; structural constituent of ribosome. The transcript has 3 exons.
AGUAUUAUCAUAGCGUUUCCGUAUCUACUACACUUUGAUCAAACUGGAUUAUUUUUAUGACUCACGGUCGGACCGGCCGGUCAAAAUCGGUUUUUGUAAGCUAUUAUGCUUUCCCCUCAUGGUUUGACGAAAUCGGUACCUUUAGGCUUUAGUUCGUCUUCGAUCAGAGCCGCUCUCUGUAAAAAUCCUUGGAAGCAAAAGCUUAAUCGAUUUCGCAUCUCUCAGGUUGGAGCUAGAGUGCAAAGAAAAAAAAACACUACUUUCUUACUGUUUAGAGCAGUUACUCCAUGUCGGCCCUUGUAGCGCUAUGUAGAGCUCGAGCUGCUUCUUCUUCUUUAUUCAGCCGCGUUAUUCCUCCAGCAUUUCGCAAUUUCUCCACAGGUUUUGCUGAUGCGCAGAACAAAACAUUGGUGGCACGAGCAGAAGAAGAGAUGCUCCACAUGGACAUCAACUCAAUGAUAGGAAGUUCAAUGCCACUAGGUAUGAUGCGCAUAGGAACAAUCAUCCACAACAUCGAGAUGAACCCGGGGCAAGGCGCGAAACUGGUCCGAGCCGCAGGAACAAACGCCAAGAUCCUAAAGGAGCCGGCUUCAGGGAAGUGCUUGAUAAAGCUUCCAUCAGGGGACACGAGGUGGAUCAAUGCCAGAUGCCGUGCUACGAUUGGUACUGUGUCGAACCCGUCGCAUGGAAUGAAGAAGCUGAGGAAAGCAGGACAGAGUAGGUGGUUGGGGAUAAGACCAAAAGUCAGAGGAGUGGCGAUGAAUCCGUGUGAUCAUCCACACGGUGGUGGUGAAGGGAAAAGCAAAAGUAGUGGAAGCCGAGGAAGGACUUCGGUUAGCCCGUGGGGGAAACCUUGCAAAGGCGGUUACAAAUCAGCGAGUGUCAAGAAGAAGAAGAAGCGAUUGGCGGCUAAAGAAGCCAAGAUGUGAUGUGAUGCGAUGAAGAUGUUAUGUCAUUUCUUCAAAUCCUUCUUUCUUUUAAAAAACCUCUCAGGGUUGUUUUGUGACGUUGUUGAAUCUUUUUAGAGUUUUAAGGUUAAUAAUAUUGAAGGAUCUUUUGAUCAAUUAUUAUGGAUAAA